AUGAAAAGUAGUAAGUUUAAUUGUCAAGUGUUAUAUGAACCAUUGAUUGAUAAUAGAACAGAAGUGUAUUGUCAUCUAUUGACAAUAGGGGAUGUAAAUAUAGUAGUAAAUUUAGGAAUUGGUAAUGAUUUUGACUAUAACAUCUACACUGAUAAAAUUAAAAAAAUAAUUACAAAUGCUGAUGGGGUUUUGUUAACCUCAUUUGACAUUAAGCAUUUCGGGGCAGUAGGGUUAUUUACUAAUCACAAGAUCUUUUGUACAGUACCUACCGCUGUUAUAGGAAAAAUAAUGUUAGACAAUGUAGAAGGGAAAAGAGGCAAUAUAUUAAAUAACAUUAACGUGACUAUGGUUAAGUAUGCACAGCCAUUUAAAAUUAAAAAUAUUGAGAUAGUUGCUUAUAAUGCAGGAGGUGUAGUUGGGAAUUCACUCUUUAAUUUUAAAAUAGGGCUUAAUUCUAUUUCUUUAGGCUAUAAUAUCAAUCAUGCAUCAGAAAAGUAUGUUGAAGGGUUGAGUGAAAUGUUUCUAAGUAGUGUUUUUAUAACCAAUGAUGUAUAUGGAUGUGUGCCUUCAAUGACACUAACAGCAAGAACCAAAGAAAUAGAAACACUGGUUAAUAUGACAGUAGGACAUGUAAUUUUUAUUGUUAAUAUAACCAGAUUAAUUGAACUUAUUUUAACUCUCAAACAAAAAGUUUGUGUGAUUUCCAAUCUUAACAUUAUGGAAAGGGUAAAAUUUAUGAUUGAAUGGGCUAAUAUUAAUAAUUUUGAUUUAGUUGAUUUUAACGUGCCUUUUAAUAAGAUCAAUGAUAAGCUUAAAAAAUGUAUAAUCAUUGUAAGUGAUUAUGGCAAUGAUAUUUAUCUAGGUGGAAUCUUAAGACGUUUUAAUGAGAGAAAUGACAUUUUAAUUGAUCUGACUGAUGGUUAUAAAUUAACAAAUAUACCAGUAUAUGAUAUUAAGUAUGAACAAAGAAUUAAGAGAUAUGAAAAAACGGAGGAAGUAAAAGUUGAAGAAGUAAAAUCUGAAGUAUCUGAAUUUGAAUGGUAUGAUUUGAAUGAUACUGUCUUUAUUAAUGACAGACAAACGAAAUUUUUUCCUAGAAAAUUUUUUAAAGUUGUUGAGGAUGAUUUUGGACUGGAAUUUGACUUUAAGGUUGAGAACAUUGAGGAAAUUGAAAGUCAAUCAGAAGAAAAUAUUGAAGAAAUAGUUGAAAUUGAAACUUUUCAUAAAACCGAAACUAUAAGAGUUGUUCCUAUUCAAACUUUAAAUGUUGAUUAUUUUAAAGGAGUAUCUGAUUUAAAUGGAAUUAAAGAGAUUUUUAAUAAUUUUGGAGUAGAAAAAUUGAUUAUUGUUGGAAAUGAAGAAAUUAAUUUUGAUAUUAUGACAGGAUUUUUAAUGGAUGACAUUAAAGAAGUCUAUUAUUGUGAUAAUGAAAAAGUUCAAAUAGAAAUAAACUCAUCAGUUACAUCAUUAGUUACCAUAUCUGAUGAGUUGUUAAACAAACCAUUUUAUACUCUUGAAGAUAAGCAUAUUUUAGUUAGUCCAGUUAUGCGUACUGAUAAUAUAAUUGAUGUUGAAAAUUCAAAAAAUAAUUUGAAUAUAGCAUUAGGGAAAUUGGAAGUUAAAGAAGUUGUCAAAAUAUUACAAGAAAAUAACUUUAAGGUUUCUCAAGUAUAUAACAUACUUACAGUUAAUGAAAAUCUGACAAUCACAUUUAAUGACACGUUGGAAAUAUCAAGUUAUGAUAAUACACUGUUAAUUUCAGUUAGAGAACUUUUAUAUAAAAAAAUGUUGAUUUUUUCUCAAUAA
This is a messenger RNA of Hepatospora eriocheir, 1806 nucleotides long. The record is from the annotation of a GenBank genome assembly. Lineage: Eukaryota; Fungi; Microsporidia; Hepatosporidae.